This is a messenger RNA of Brienomyrus brachyistius, 3846 nucleotides long. Its product is annotated as solute carrier family 22 member 7-like. NCBI's taxonomy places the organism in Eukaryota, Metazoa, Chordata, Actinopteri, Osteoglossiformes, Mormyridae. The transcript has 10 exons. Gene Ontology annotation, cellular component: membrane. Gene Ontology annotation, biological process: transmembrane transport. The coding region runs from base 1088 to 2719 and encodes 543 amino acids. Gene Ontology annotation, molecular function: transmembrane transporter activity. The record is from RefSeq and is a predicted model, not a curated record.
ACCAUAAUUUCUUAUAUUUUAGAUGAUUCGUCAUUCAUAUGUGCGAGGCUUUAGUGCAACGUACUACGUGCAAGUGACUAUUAUGAUUCCGUGAAACGAUUGUGUUAAUGAUGGUCCCUUCAGCUCCGCCUCGAACCCUAACCAAUGGCGCCCCUUAGCUGCCCGGCAGGCCCUGACACAAAAGCACAGUCAGCUGGAUCUUGGCAUGUUAAUUAGGGAACACAAAGAUCCCAGUCUGUGUUAACACAGAUUAGCACUAUUGUCUUCCCCGAGGGUGGGGGCUGAACUGUUAUCCUGGUGCACCCUCAGAAAAGCGUUAACUCAGCCCUGUCCUUUUGACCAGGGAGUGGCAACAAGUUGUUGCUGGAUCUGGGGGAGGGCUUGUGAUUGUGCAAUUAAAAAAAUAACCACACACACACAUACACACUGGAAGGCAACUGGUUUAUAACCCCGCCAAGGAAGACUGUAGCUUUACACGGAUUAGGGCCGACCUUUGCUGGUGGUCCAGGUAGCUGCAGGAGCAGAGGACGACCACGGCAUCUCCAGGCAAGCUCUUCUGAACGUUCACCACUAAUAUGGUUAUUGUAGUUCUUAGCUAACACUAUUACUAUUCUGUCAUAGAUAGAUGAAUAUCUGAGUAUUUCAUUGGUCCAGUGCAUUUUAUGCAAUUUGAACAAGGAUAUUAUGGCUGUAUACUGUCCGGUUACAUACACUCUUCAUGCUAUAAACAUUCUGUCUGCUGCACUGAUAAUUGUUCACACAUUCAUUUCCUCUGCAGGCAUCCACAUGAUCUGCGGAAUGUGCUGUUUGUAGCCUGAGUGCUUUAGGGAAUGUGAAUGUCUGACCGAAACAAAUUUAAAAAUAAGUGCCUGUUAUGACGUCUUUGAAGCAGGAAUGAGGUUUAGUUGCGAUUAAAGCUAAGCUUUCCUUGAAUGAGCAGCUCAAUAAACUAAAAUAAAGCCUCCAAGAAGGGCAAAAUUCUGCUUUUUGUUGGAAUGUUUGAAUGACUAGCAGCAUCUUGCAGUAACUCAGUUAGUUCAUCCCCUCCAGCAGAAAACCUUGCCUCCAGGCUCCAGCGACCAGCAGCAUGAAGUUUGAGAACCUCCUUGUGGAAAUAAAUGGCUUUGGGAAGUAUCAGAUUCUGAUUUUUCUCUUGCUGGUUAUUCCACGCUUCACCCUGCCCUUUCACUUCCUACUUAACAUCUUCAUCGCCGCUGUGCCGUCCCACCACUGCGACAUCCAUGUCCUGGAUGAUGGGGAAGUCUUUGAGAACCUCACUCAGGAGCAGAGGAUGAUCGUCUCUAUUCCGGCUGAGGAAGACGGCAGUCUAGGUUCCUGCCAGAUGUUCCCACAGCCCCAGUUCCAUCUCCUGCAUGGAGUCUCCAACACUACAGCAGAACCUGCUGUUCCGUGUCAGAAUGGAUGGGUCUAUGACACCAGCACCUUUGCUUCCACCAUAGCAACUGAGUGGGACUUGAUCUGUGAGCAAAGAAAGCUGAACAAAGUGACAGCCACCAUCUUCUUUAUUGGGGUGAUGAUCGGAGCUGUGCUCUUUGGCAGCCUCAGCGACAGGUACGGCCGGAAGAGGAUGAUGCUGCUCUCCUACGUGUUGGGCAUGGCCUUCGGCUUGGCCAGCGCCUUCUCCAGCUCGUUCGUGAUGUUUGCCAUCCUGAGGUUUUUCACAGGCCUUGGAAUCACAGGAAUCAGCAUCAUCUCCACAGUUCUGAGUGUGGAGUGGGUGAGCAUCGAACACAGACGAGUGGUGGGUGUGUUGGACAGCCUGGCCUGGACUUUCGGCUCCAUCAUGCUGGCCUGCAUCGCUUACCUUGUGAAUGACUGGCACUGGCUAAUCGUCGCCAUCACAUCCCCGUUAGCGGUGGCUAUCGUAUCCUGGAGGUGGCUACCGGAGUCCGCUAGGUGGCUAAUAGCUACAGGAAGGGUGGAAAAUGCUCACUACUACCUCACAAGGUGCGCCGAAAUGAAUGCAAGUCAUGGUUUUGCAUCUAAAAUUAAGCCAGAGGACCUUUCGACCGUAGUUGUGGUGGAGAAAGGAAAGAAGACGUACAGCUACCUUGAUCUUGUGAGAACCCCCAAGAUGAAGAGACUUGCUCUGAAAACAGGACUAGUAUGGUUUGGCAUUGCCUCCACUUUCUACGGGAUCAGCCUCAAUCUUGCUGGAUUCGGUCUGAAUAUCUACCUAACCCAGUUCAUCUACGCGGCCGUAGAGGUGCCAGCUAAGCUACUGGUUUAUAACCUUUUGGAAAGAAUCGGGAGAAGAUACACUGAAGCUGGUGCUUUGCUCUUGGCGGGGAUCUGUCUCGCUAUUAACAUAUUUAUUCCUAAAGAUAAGUGGGUCUUUCGGUCGAUCAUUGCGGUGCUGGGAAAGGCAGGUUCCUCAGCCUCCUUUACUACAAUCUUCCUGUACACCUCCGAGCUGUACCCCACGGUUGUGAGACAAAAUGGCCUGGGCUACAACUCCUUCCUGGCCCGCCUGGGCGUGUCCAUCGCUCCACUCAUCAUGUUGUUGGAUGAGCUGUGGAAGCCCCUCCCCCAGAUUAUCUUAUGCAUCAUAGCUAUAGCCUCUGGCCUGACAGCAAGGUGUCUCCCAGAAACCAUGAACAGACGCCUACCAGAGACCAUAGAAGAUAUCGAGCAAACAAGUGAGAAGCCUGGUUCACCGGUGCCUAAUGACGACCUAGAGAGCGCUGAGGGGAAAUGAAUCAUAGAAACGACUGGGGCUCGUUUACGGAGUCAUCUCUGCCUGGACAACAGAGGAUAUACAUGCGUUUGUGACAAAGGAUGCUAAUCCAACACAGAGCUGCUGUUCUCUUUUUAACCACUGCUUCAAUGCAGAAAUAUAUCUUGAAAACGGAGUAAACGGAGGUGUCCAUAGAAUAAUUCUAUACGAGGUGGAUUUCACAGUUGCUUCACUGCUGUUUUUAGUGCCGUAAUAGCUGCCUGCAGUGUUAAAGCUCCUUCAAUGGAUAUGCAAUGUGCGAUUCACAGAUUGUCAAAGCAUUGCUUUAAACAUCUGAGGAAUCUUACUUUCAUUCUUUUUUACUAUACUGAAGCCAAUUCCUUCAUCCAUGCAUCAGUGCAAAAAAUAGUUUAGAAACGCUUAUUCAGGAAAGAUAUACGUCAUUGAGACCAGGGUUAAAAAUCUUUAUUUUUUAUUAUUCAAGUUUAUUUAUAAUCCAUUGCAGAGAUGGUAUAAAAAAAGAUGGAAUGAAAAAUGAGGACUAUGGUGAUAAAUGGAUUUUUCUGAAAUAUUCCACAAGGCUGUAUGCAAUGUGGAGGAUGGAUAGCUAAGUUCUAUGAGCAGAAACUGUUGGACCACAAAAGCGGUCCCCUUCCUUUCGGAAAGGCUGAUGUGAACUUUAGACAUCCUUACCCCCAAACAUCUCCUCCACAGUACAGCACUUAAUUAACAGUAGAGCUGCAGCGCCUGUCGACUAGCGAGCCAACAUCACCUCACAGGCUAUGAAUGUCAGCGCUUAGGUGAAAUUUAGCAGAAUUCCUGUUACUUCCUUAAUCAUCGCAGGUAGCUCAGUUUACCCAAAAAUAACAAUUUGUCAGUUAUUCACAAAACAUUUCCUUAAUCCUUUCCUGUUUUUGUUCUUUGUCUUUUGAAGAGAGGGCAUUUAUAUGACUCACAUUUACAGUAGAAAAAAUAAGCGAAAACAGUAUAUAAAUCACUCUUGUACACACCUGGUUUUUACCAAGUUCAGUGAUGUCUACACUGUAUCCAUUGAAAGUAAAACAGAAAGUUCAUAUGCAUACCUUUUAAUAUUGUAAAAGUAAUCAAGCCGUGAGUGCGAGUGCCAAUAACGAUUAAAAGGUUAAGAA